Molecule: messenger RNA, 648 nt
Organism: Bubalus bubalis (water buffalo)
Lineage: Eukaryota; Metazoa; Chordata; Mammalia; Artiodactyla; Bovidae
Product: ARL14 effector protein-like
Exons: 2
Coding region: 81-572 (163 amino acids)
Source: RefSeq, a predicted model, not a curated record
GGUAAAAGGACUGUCUUCGGUGAAAGUGGUGUAACCACCUAAAUAAGGAUUAUCUUUCAUCUUCCACUUAGUGAGCAGAAAUGAGUGAACAAGCAGAAAAGAGUGAACAAGCAGAAAAGAGUGAACAAGCAGAAAAGAGCAGUUCCGUGCGAGAGAGACCUGCACGUCAAAGUUCUCCUGAGAAACCAAGUGAGAAGGAACUGAAGCAAAUGAAACGGUUGGAUCGGCAGUUAAAACGGUUGUCACUUCAAAAUCCCGGGCCUCAGGUAGCCAACUUUAAUCCUAAAGUAAGGCAGCAGAUCAAGAAAGGGCAAAUGGCAAAGAAAAAUGAGUCUGUUCCUGAAAAACGUGAAGUCAACAAGUAUGACGAAAAGGGCAGGCUCACCUUCAAUGAGGCUGACCUGUGUGAUUGCCUUGAUAAAGACUGCAUGGGUUGCUUCUACCCGUGCCCCAAGUGUAACUCCACCAAGUGUGGGCCCACUUGCCGCUGCAACCGCCGCUGGGCCUACGACACCAUAGUCGAUGAGAAUGGGGAGGUCAUCAGCAAGAUGCCAUUCGACCUCUCCGACUAGGUGCAGCCCUCCGGGCUGAUCAAUUUUCUCUGCUUGGCAGUUAAACCAGCCUCUUUCUCCUGGGUGAAUUUUAGGA